CUGCGGCUUCCCUCGGACCCGUUUCCCUGCGGUCCAGCUGGGCCCUGAUCCCGGGAGGCUGGGGGCCGGGGGUCCGCGCGGAGCGGUCGGAGCGCGCCGGAACUGGGAAGGGGCCCCAGGAGGCAGGCCGCGGCCACGUCAUGCCCAAGGUCACGCUGCAAACGGCAGCUGUAGAGAUGUCGCUCUAACAGCGGGCUACCUGGACUUUGUCGCCAUCGAGCCCUGGAGGAUCUUCUGCUUUGAGGAAGUGCCACAGCUCUGACCCACGAGGCCUGGAAAGAGAGGACCUUUAGGUUGGGUGUGCAGGGUGGGGGCGUGGUCUCCUCCGGCUCAGUUUCUCUCUAGCCGCUGGCAGACUCGGGGUGGACUUGCCCUGCUCUGAUAGGCCCAUGGCACAUCGGCUACAGAUACGACUGCUGACGUGGGACGUGAAGGACACGCUGCUCCGGCUGCGCCAGCCCGUGGGAGAAGAAUAUGCCACCAAGGCCCGGGCCCACGGGCUGGAGGUGGAGGCUGCCACUCUGGGACGCGCCUUCAGGCAGGCCUACAGGACUCAGAGCCACAGCUUCCCCAACUACGGCCUGAGCCAAGGCCUCACCUCCCGCCAGUGGUGGCUGGAUGUGGUCUCACAGACCUUCCACCUCGCAGGCGUUCCAGAUGCCCAGGCUGUGGCCCCCAUCGCUGAGCAGCUAUACGAGGACUUCUGUAAGCCCGGCACCUGGCAGGUGUUGGAGGGGGCCGAGGCCACCCUGAGAGGGUGCCGAAAACGAGGUCUGAGGCUGGCGGUGGUCUCCAACUUCGACCAGCGACUGGAGGGCAUCCUGAGGGGGUUGGGCCUGCGGGAACACUUUGACUUUGUGCUGACUUCUGAGGCUGCCGGCUGGCCCAAGCCUGACCCCCGGAUUUUCCACGAGGCCUUGCGGCUUGCUCGAGUGGACCCGGCAGUAGCAGCCCAUAUUGGGGACAGUUAUCACUGUGAUUAUAAGGGGUCACAGGCUGUAGGUAUGCGCAGCUUCCUGGUGGUUGGCCCAGAGCCUUUGGACCCUGCAGUCAAGGCUUCUAUACCCCAAGAAUGCCUCCUCCCCUCAUUGUCCCAUCUCCUGCCUGCCCUUGACCGCCUGCAGGGCUCACCUCUGGAACUUUGAGUCUGAUGAGGGAAGUGGCUCCAGCAAACUUUGGAGCUUGAGAGCGCCUUCCUUCCUGAGACCUGGCCUUUGCCCCUCUCCUUCCGGUGUCCAAAUGCGCUCUGACUAUAAAGCCGUGAAUACGGCCCUUUGAGCCCUG
This is a messenger RNA of Neogale vison (American mink), 1284 nucleotides long. It is a transcript of the gene HDHD3, whose product is annotated as haloacid dehalogenase like hydrolase domain containing 3. NCBI's taxonomy places the organism in Eukaryota, Metazoa, Chordata, Mammalia, Carnivora, Mustelidae. The record is from RefSeq and is a predicted model, not a curated record. The transcript has 2 exons. The coding region runs from base 390 to 1145 and encodes 251 amino acids.